Messenger RNA from Gymnodraco acuticeps, 4562 nucleotides. RefSeq names its product nuclear factor 7, ovary-like. Bases 2650 to 4068 code for a protein of 472 amino acids. The transcript is spliced from 2 exons. Lineage: Eukaryota; Metazoa; Chordata; Actinopteri; Perciformes; Bathydraconidae. The record is from RefSeq and is a predicted model, not a curated record. Gene Ontology annotation, molecular function: protein binding; zinc ion binding.
CUUCAAUUAAUAAAAGCUCAUCGAAACACACAUUUGACUUUAAUGUCAUGAAGGUGCUUAAUUCAAUUCAAUCUUUAUUUCAGACUCAUGGUCCAUAUCACAUACAAAAUGACAAAAUACACAACAAUAAAUAAGAUUAAAAAGCCAAACAAAAUGAAAAACAUGAAAUCAGUCCAAUGACAGCUCGCCACACAUGCUCACUGUCUGUAGAGGCUGUUGCGCUAAUGUCUCCAAAUCAUGGAAGAGAACCGAGUAUAACUCUUCACAGGUUUAACUAAAAUCGAGAUAACAUGAUUGUCAGUCUGCUAGGCGACACAUGAAUUUGUACAUUACUUUUCUUAAAAGGGCUUGACAGGUCGGUACCCCCAAGUUAACAAACAGCUGGCUGCCACUGCCAUCUUGGUACCCUCAGCAGCAACCGUAAAGCAUCAUUGUAUGCAACUUUUAGUUUGUGUAUCCUUCUAGCCUUGUAGUUACUCCACAGGUGAGCCGUGUACAAUGGUGUACAGAAAGCUUUAAAAAGUGAUACCUUGACAUCUACAGAGCACUUUGUAGAUGAAUAUGUUUGCCUGGGCAUACCGUUUGCAGCGUUGUCUAUGGAUGUCUUUGUCAUCUGUGAGACCAUCAGAGAUAUAAUGACCAAGGUACUUAAUCUCACUGCACACAAGAAGAAUGUUGCUACUGAGAAUACAAUUAGGAAAACCUUUUUAUCCUCUUCGCACAAUCCUGAUGCUACUCUUCUUGGCGUUAUACUUAAUAUUAAAAUCAAUGACAUACUGGGAACAAAUCCUCAGAAGCUGCUGUAAGCCUGCACUGCACGGGGAAAAGAUGAUUAAAUCAUCUGUGUACACAAGGUGGUUGACAACAGUAACACCGAUGACACAGACAGUUUUACACAAGUUCAGUUUCCUACACAGAUCAUCCAUGUACAGAUUAAACAACAAAGGAGAUCAAAUCCCACCUUGCUUGACCCCAUUACCAACAUAAACAUUUUCAGACACAGUAUUGCCCCACUUCACCUGCAUAGUCCGAUGUGCAUACCAGAAGGCUAAGAUCCUUAUUAUGUAGUUGAAACAUGGUGGAAUUUUGGCUUCUAUAUUUUGCUAUAAUGUCUUUUAAAGCAAAAAUACACACAUCAUGCCGUGUUUUCUGUUAAAACCAAACUGGUUGUCAGCUGUGGUAAUAUACCUUUCCAGCCUAUCCAACAGAAUUCUCUCCAGCAUUUGGAGAGAAUGCUAGCUAAAGCAAUAGGUGUCAGGUUUGGGGGAAAUAGGACCCAAGUGCAUUUUAAAGGACUAAAAAGGGUAAGGUAACACAAAGCAAUGGGUCUGUAAUUAUCAAUGCCAUUAAUCUUCCCAGCUUUCUCCUUGAUGACUGGCACAAGUAGCACAGAUAACAUGGAAACUGGUAAGACACCAUGAUUAAGGAAACCAGUAAGACACAGAGCAACAAGAGGAGCAAGCUUAAGACUGGCAUAUUUGAAGUGUUCGGCUGAGAUGAGAUCCGGGCCACAAGCUUUGUUAUUUUCUAGAUUCAUUAUAGUGUUGAAGACUUCCUCUGAUCUAACUGUCACCUUUUCAGUGGAGUCAACCUUUUCAACCACAAAUGCAUCACUCUUAACACAGUUGAACAACUCAUGAUAGUGUUGUCGCCACAGUUCUGCGAUGCUGCCUGACCCACACACUCCUUCAAUGGAAGACGGUGAAGGAGUCUUACAGCUGUUUAUGACUUUGACCUCUUUCCAGAAAUCAUAGCAACUGUUGUUGCGCAGCUUUCUGGCAAGUGAGUCAGCCCUCAUUGUGUCCUCAUUUUUUUUAAUGAAUACUUAUUUUUGGCAUUACUGGCCUGUUUAUGUUCAAUGCUUAAUCUUAAAAUAGUGUUAAAUAUGUGAAAUGUACAUUUCCAACAAUCUUCCUUGCCUGUCAGUGUUUAAGAUUGAACACCGGUCAGAUGAUCACAAAGAGGAAACAAAUGGGUUAAAAACAUGUUUGAGUCAGAACUUGAAAGUUCCGAAGUUCAUCUUUCCGAUAUAUCUGCUGGUAAUAAAAACAGAUGACUGCAUUUAUAACUAUCAAUGAUUAACUAGUGAAAGAGAUUAGAGGAUUGAAAGCUCAUUCUGACAUUGUUGAAGAGAGCCUCGACACCAGUACACUGCGGGAGGUCUCAUCGACAUUUAGAGGCAAACCGAGGGGAAGAAAAAGUUGGUGAGUGAUAAUUUUGAAACACCAAAGGAUAGCUGCUCUUUUUCCUGAGCUGCCAUGUGUGUUCAGAGACUUUCAGAGAUCCUGUGUCUCUGAGCUGCAACCACAGCUUCUGUUCGAGCUGCCGGCAGAAACUCUGGGAACAAAAUACCUGGACAAAGUCCUCGUCCUGAACUGAAUACCAAAGUUCAUUUCCCUCUGAAAGACAUCCUGACUCCAUCUGCUGGUGAAUACAUGACAUAGCAGCAUUUCCUGCUGUUGAUCAAUCAUCCUGUGACAGAGGGCAGAGAAAAACAAAGAGGAUUUUGACAUUGUUGAAAAGAGCGGGGACGCCAUUACAGGGUGUGAGAUCUCUGCUGGGAGACACGUUUGGAGGAUCUGAAACACUCAAGAGAAAGGACAUACCUUAGUGAGUUUUGCUUUUAAAAGACAACAGUGACCGAGACAAAUGGCUGAGAAAAUUCUUCUUGAAAGUUUCCUGAGCUGCCAUGUGUGUUCAGAGACUUUCAGAGAUCCUGUGUCUCUGAGCUGCAGCCACAGCUUCUGUUCGAGCUGCCUGCAGACAUUCUGGGAACAAAGUAAGAACAAAAACUGUCCCAUUUGUAAAAGAAAGUCCUCAAAAGAAAAACUUUGGGUGAACUUUACACUAAAGGAGCUGGCUGACUCCUUUGCUGAGAGACAGGAAGCUGGAUCAUCUGAGACAGAAAAAGGAGAGAAGAAGGUGGAGGUGGUGUGUAGUAAACAUCAAGAAGAGCCUACAUUGUUCUGUAAGGAUGAAGAGAGAGCUGUGUGUCCUGUCUGUGACUUUUCUCUCCACCAGAGUCACAAGGUAGUUCCUGUAGAACAAGCAGUCAGUGAGCUGAAGGACCUGCUGAAAUCUGACUUAGAGUCUCUGCAGGACAAGAGGGACACAUACAAAGGAGUGGAGACAACAUACAAUGAAGUGAUUCAAGUGUCCAAGAAGCAGCUGCUGUCCACAGAGAGGCAGAUCAGAGCAGAGUUCAUCAAGCUCCAUCAGUUCCUGAAAGAGGAAGAGGAGACCAGACUGGCAGCUCUGAGGGAGGAAGAGGAGCAGAAGGGGAAGACUAUCAGCAGAGAGAUGAAGAGCAUUCAGGAGCACAUCUCCUCUCUGUCACACAGUAUCUCUGCUGUUGAAGAAGAGCUGCAGAAACACAACGGGCCCUUCCUCAGCAGUUAUAAAGCCACUCAGAGCAGAGCCAGAGUCCAGAGCUCACUGUCAGACCCACAGCUGCUCCCAGGAGCGCUGAUAGAUGUGGCCAAACACCUGGGCAACCUGUCCUUCAGAGUCUGGGAGAAGAUGAAGGACCAGGUCCACUUCAGUCCUGUCAUUCUGGACCCAAACACUGCAAGCAGCUGGCUCUCUCUGUCUGACGAUCUGACCAGUGUGAGACGUGGAGACAAAGAUCAGCAGCUUCCUGGUAAUCCAGAGAGAUACACUCACUAUGCUAGUGUUCUGGGCUCUGAGGGCUUCAGCUCAGGGAGACACAGCUGGGAGGUGGAGGUGGGAGAUUAUCCUGACUGGUAUAUAGGUUUGACUAAAGAGUCAGUUGACAGGAAGGGUGAGGUAUUUGCCUCACCAAAAUUUGGAAUCUGGUGUUUAGCACAUCGCAGUGGAAAAUACACUACUGGUGCUGGUAGGACUCUCAGAGUGAAGAAGAAUCUCCAGAGGAUCAGAGUCCAGCUGGACUAUGGGGAGGUGUCCUUCUACGACCCUGAAGGCAUGACUCACAUCUACACUUACGGAGACACUUUCACUGAGGAACUCUUCCCAUAUUUCAGUAUUGGAACAGCUGGUGAUGCUAAAACUGCUGAUAUCAAAAUCUGUCAAACUAAGAUUCCUCUGUGAUGCUCAGGAGUGUUUGUUCAGACUUUAUUCUGACUUCACUGUCCGUCUAGAUCUCUUUGAAAUAAUCAAGAUAAGAAACAGAUGAUCAUCAGAUCAUAAUUUUAGCCUGUAAGAUUUCUAAAUGUUCUGAAAAUGUGAUCAUGUUUUAUUUACAGCUUUCCCAAAGUCCCAGUGUAAAAAAAACAUUGUUUUUAGUUAUAGUUAAUAUUUGGUAAUAGUUGUUCAUAGGCUGUGUGUCGUGUUCAUGUAACUCACUGACAUUUUCUUUUUUUUAUCUUAAUCUGAAAAUAAUUGUUGACACAUGGAAGAGGAAUGUUUACAUUUUUUAACCAACAUCUUUAAAUCAAUUAACAGAUCUUCUGUUUUCCUUUAAUAGAGAGGCGAAGUCCCGCUCAUCUACUUCCGACCCAUGGGACCUUAUUUCGGAAAAAGUAUGUAUUGAAGUCAAUGGGGAGAGAAAGAUUAUGUUUCGAUCCCGUUUGAAUUGUGCCAAG